GAUCACAUUACUUAACGCGGCGACGCCCAUCAUUGGCUCGUUCUACUUGCAGCAGGUUGCUUAUUUCGCCGACCCGCCACCAGGUUUCAUUCUUAAACUGCGAUUAGAGGAAAUCCAUAAAUAUCCUUUCGUGCUAUUUUUGCCAUCUUCCACUUUGCAACCCUAAUCUCAACGACAUCACAAAUCAAAGCUUCUGCUCUUUGAAUCCCUCAGUAGUCUGAGCCACUAAGAAAUUGUGCUGUAGGCCGAGAUUGUGCCUGAAAAAUUAUAGAAUUUGUGCUGUAACUCGGGGUUGUGCGGAAUGGCAUCUGUAUCCAGUCAGCCUCAGUUCCGCCUCACCCAACCCCCAUCUAAGGUGCUCCACUUGAGGAACUUGCCUUGGGAGUGCACGGAGGAGGAAUUGAUUGAGCUUGGGAAGCCCUUUGGUAAAGUUGUCAACACAAAGUGCAAUGUUGGAGCAAAUAGAAACCAAGCUUUUAUAGAAUUUGCAGAUUUGAAUCAAGCUAUUGCAAUGAUAUCUUACUAUGCGUCAUCAUCAGAGCCAGCUCAAGUACGGGGGAAGACAGUCUACCUGCAGUAUUCUAAUAGGCAAGAAAUAGUCAACAACAAAACAACAGCUGAUGUUGCUGGAAAUGUACUGUUAGUAACAAUUGAAGGUCCAGAUGCUCGCCUUGUCAGCAUUGAUGUUCUGCACCUGGUAUUUUCUGCUUUUGGGUUUGUGCAUAAGAUUACUACAUUUGAGAAGACGGCUGGGUUUCAGGCAUUAGUGCAAUUUUCCGAUACAGAAACUGCCUCUUCAGCAAAAACAGCCCUGGAUGGAAGAAACAUCCCUAGGUAUCUGCUUUCUGAGCAUAUUGGACCAUGUACCCUCAGGAUCACAUAUUCUGCUCAUACAGAUUUGAGUGUAAAAUUCCAGUCUCACAGGAGCAGAGACUACACUAAUCCAAACCUUCCUGUUGCACCAUCAGCUAUAGAUGGAAGCGGUCUGUUCAGUGUGGGUCUUGAUGGGAAAAAACUAGAACCUGAGAGUAACGUUCUUCUUGCAUCAAUUGAGAACAUGCAGUAUGCUGUGACCUUGGAUGUUUUACACAUGGUUUUCUCUGCCUUUGGACCUGUGCAGAAGAUUGCGAUGUUUGAUAAGAAUGGCGGACUUCAGGCUUUGAUUCAAUACCCUGAUGUUCAGACAGCUGUUGUUGCCAAGGAAGCAUUGGAAGGACACUGCAUAUAUGAUGGAGGAUUUUGCAAACUUCAUAUCUCAUAUUCACGUCAUAAUGAUCUCAGUAUAAAGGUUAAUAAUGAUCGGAGUAGAGAUUAUACUGCCCCUAGCACUGCCAUGUUGAAUCCUCAACCUUCCAUUCUCGGGCAACAGCCUCCUCCUGUUCAUUCAGUUGGACCCCCUCCUCAUCCAUACACUGGAGGUCAGUUUGCUCCUCAUACGGAGCAUCCGGCUAUGCCACAACCUUCAGCUGGAUGGGGAGCAGGUGUUCUGGCAGGACCCCAUUCUAUGCCUGCACAGAUGAAUAAUCAUCCGUACUUGCCACCCGGAACUAUGCCACCCCAAAUGGGCCCUGGAAUGAUGCAGAUGCCAGGCCAUAGCGGCAUACCACACUCCGGUUCAAUGCCACCAUACAGACCUGGCCCAAUGCAAUAGCAUUUAGUCGAUAUUUAGUAGUUCUAAUUAUCUGUUCCAUGUGCAUCGAUCUACAAAAAUUGACUUGUCCCAUUUGAAGAAGGGGAAGAUCCGAGUCUACCCAGUCGUUCUAUGAAAGCUGAAGUGGUUUAAAUAUUGAUCUCUUUCAGCAAUUUUGGGGGUGAUAUUAUGUAAGAAAGGGGGCUUGAGCACUUUUUGCAGACCCAACCCAAUUCUGAACCUUGGUUGUACUUGGUGGUAUUGUGAAAUCUAUAAUAUUUAGAUUUUGUUUCCGUGUACUGGCUAAUCAGGCAAUUGUAUUUCAAUAUUUUCUUGAAGGGUCAGGUCAUUUUCAUUUUUCUUAAGAGAUGCAUUUGUUGCAUUUGUCGAAGUUAUGAACCUUUUUCUUUGUUAUUAAGUAUGGAACAAAGCUAUUUUUCGCCCUUUA
Messenger RNA from Jatropha curcas, 2078 nucleotides. RefSeq names its product polypyrimidine tract-binding protein 2 (gene PTB2). NCBI's taxonomy places the organism in Eukaryota, Viridiplantae, Streptophyta, Magnoliopsida, Malpighiales, Euphorbiaceae. Gene Ontology annotation, molecular function: RNA binding. The record is from RefSeq and is a predicted model, not a curated record.